Messenger RNA from Prunus armeniaca (apricot), 897 nucleotides. Lineage: Eukaryota; Viridiplantae; Streptophyta; Magnoliopsida; Rosales; Rosaceae. The record is from the annotation of a GenBank genome assembly.
AUGGCCAACAAUUACAGUUUCUUGUGUCUUUUAGGAGCCAUAGAUCGUCUAUGGUUUCACCAUACCAUUCUUUUCUCCGAGCCCAUGUCAUUAUUUGGCCCCAAAAGUACCAUUGAAGAUCAAACACCUCAGGACUCAAUCAUCACAGAUUCUUUUACAUACCCAUCAUCCAGCGUCUCCUUCACACCUCUAGCAGAUGAAGAAAUAGGUUUCUCACCUCUUUUGUAUGAAGAAAACUCAUCAGAUUCACCACAAACCGCUACUCCACAGGAUGAUUCCAACAAUGAAGAGGAGGAUGAGACCAACUCGACAGAUUCAAUCAACCCGAAAAAGAAGAAGAAAAUCAGACCAACAAGAUUAAACCUGCUGGCCAACAGAAUGUUAAAACGCUCUCAUUCAUCUGAUCAGCAAAAACGUCCCGAGAAAAACAGAACACGCUCAUCAGCAUCAGCAACAUCAUCACCAGGCUAUGCUGCAGCAGAAGCAGCAGCGAGAAAGCUACAAAAAUCCAUGAGCUGCAGGAGCUUGGGGGAGCUGGAGCUCGAAGAAGUUAAAGGGUUCAUGGAUUUAGGCUUCACGUUCAAGAGAGAACACUUGAGCCCGAGAAUGAUGAGCUUAGUGCCUGGCCUGCAGAGGCUCGGAAUGUCCAAUAAUAAGAAGUUACAGAACGGUGAAGAUGAUGAUGAUUCUGUGGAAGUGGCAGCUGAAAAAGAUGAAGAUGGUGAGAGAGAAGUUGAAGUGACGAGGCCAUAUUUAUCAGAGGCAUGGCUGAUAAAGCGACCCGAUUCACCGCUGCUAAAUCUGAGGCUGCCAAGAGUCUCUGCAGCUGCGGAUAUGAAGAAACAUCUGAAGUUUUGGGCUAGAACUGUUGCUUCAGAAAUUCACCAGGAAUCUUAA